This is a messenger RNA of Girardinichthys multiradiatus, 1178 nucleotides long. Its product is annotated as akirin-2-like. Gene Ontology annotation, molecular function: transcription coregulator activity. Gene Ontology annotation, cellular component: nucleus; chromatin. Gene Ontology annotation, biological process: positive regulation of transcription by RNA polymerase II; positive regulation of innate immune response. NCBI's taxonomy places the organism in Eukaryota, Metazoa, Chordata, Actinopteri, Cyprinodontiformes, Goodeidae. The transcript is spliced from 6 exons. The record is from RefSeq and is a predicted model, not a curated record. Bases 172 to 717 code for a protein of 181 amino acids.
GACAGCCUCGUAUCAAAAGCAAGCAGCUAAGUAGCGUUAGCUCGCAGCAACGGCAUCUCCAGGCCAACAGUUGGCCCACAGCUGGUUGGUCGGCACUUUAACUUCAAGAAAACAACACAACUGAGUCAACACAACUGCUCGGACCCACUUUCGCUUAAAAGCUUCCAAGCCAUGGCAUGUGGAGCCACCCUAAAGAGAACCAUGGAUUUUGAUCCGCUGAUGUGCCCCGCGUCCCCUAAAAGACGGAGGUGCAUCCCGGUGGCUCCAUCGACUUCUUCCCCGAGGAGGUACCUCAGCAUGGAGCCCUCGCCAUUCGGAGAGUCGUCGUCAAGACUCAGCGCAGAACAAAUCCUGAACAACAUCAAACAGGAGUACAAACGUAUUCAGAAGAGGAAACAUCUAGAUGCAGGCUACCAACAACCAGAAUGCUGCUAUUCUCCAGAGUCCCCUUCCCAGCUAUCUAUGAAUGUAUCCAGCAUGCCAGGGACAUCUUCAGGUGGGGUUUCUCCAAGCAGAAAAGAACAGCCGCUGUUUACCCUCAGACAAGUUGGAAUGAUCUGUGAACGCUUGCUGAAAGAAAGAGAAGACGAGGUGCGGGAGGAAUAUGAGGAGACAAUGACUUCAAAAUUGGCAGAACAAUACGACACCUUCGUGAAGUUCACACAUGAUCAGUUAAUGCGACGAUUCGGGGAGCAGCCUGCAAGCUAUGUUUCCUGAGUGGGGCACAGAGCCUUUGCCAGAAGACCUCCUCCUGCUGCAAGCUGUCAUGUGAUCUGUCAAAGAAAAGUUCUCAUCCUAAGAGAUUUAAUUUAGCUAGUUUAAAUGAAACUUUUCUGACUGUGCCAUAUAUCCGUCAUUGGGCGAAGGUUUAUGUGAAGCGGUUGUCGGCACUCGUGUGAGCAACCAGGUGCUUCCUGGUGUAAAUUAAUGGACCCUAUCUCUACGAGUGGCCUGUUAUCCCAGCUGUACGUGGCGCUACAGUUAUCUCACUUUUUGUAUCGAUUCCCAGCAUUCCAGGCUUCGUCUGUUAUUUCUGUUACAUGUAAAUACACUGAGGCGCUGCAGAGUUUUACAAGGUUUGCUGGUCAAUCUGUAAGGAAGUGAAACAGGUUGGAUGGUGUGGUUCUGUGCCAUGUCCCUCAUUCAUUGCUUUUUAAAUUAAACAGAGUCGGAAACUG